Ornithorhynchus anatinus (platypus) is the source of this 1003-nucleotide messenger RNA. RefSeq names its product cornifin-A-like. NCBI's taxonomy places the organism in Eukaryota, Metazoa, Chordata, Mammalia, Monotremata, Ornithorhynchidae. Bases 1 to 723 code for a protein of 240 amino acids. The record is from RefSeq and is a predicted model, not a curated record. The transcript has a single exon.
AUGUCUCAGCAACCCCAGCGAGGCAAGCAGCCGGCCCACCCCAAGGCACCCGAGCCGCUGCACCCGAAGGUGCCCGCGACCUGCCACCUGAAGACUCCAGAGCAGGGCCACCCGAAGGCUCCAGAGCAGACCCACCCGAAGGCUCCAGAGGCGGCCCACCCCAAGUUGCCCUCAACGUGCCACCCGAAGACUCCUGAGCCGGGCCACCCAAAGGUUCCUGAGCCGGCCCACCCGAAGGCUCCAGAGCCGGCCCACCCGAAGGCUCCAGAGCCGGCCCACCCCAAGUUGCCCGCAACGUGCCACCCGAAGACUCCUGAGCAGGGCCACCCAAAGGCUCCUGAGCCGGCCCACCCGAAGGCUCCCGAGCAGGCCCACCCGAAGCCUCCAGAGCCGGCCCACCCCAAGUUGCCCGCAACGUGCCAUCCGAAGACUCCUGAGCCGGGCCACCCAAAGUUUCCUGAGCCGGCCCACCCGAAGGCUCCAGAACCGAACCACCCGAAGGCCCCCCAACCAGGCCAUCAUAAGGCCCCUGAACCGGGCCAUCAUAAGGCCCCCGAACCGGGCCAUCAUAAGGCCCCCGAACCGGGCCAUCAUAAGGCCCCCCAACCGGGCCAUCAUAAGGCCCCCGAACAGGGCCACCCUAAAACCCCAGUGCUAUGCUCACCUCCCACCCAGCAUAAAGCCCCCCCAGCCCAGCAGGUGCCCCAACCCAAGAACAAGUAGGUUCCUCCAUGUGUCCCGCUGGAAGCCCCCCGCCCCCCGCCCUCCCCAAGCCCCAGGUCACUGACCACACGGCAAAACGGCUCCGACCAUUCAAUCCCGCGGCCUUUCUAUAGCCGGACACGGGGUGGGCUCCGCCACCGAGCCAAACUCAUCUGGAGAGAUCCGGAGACCCCCACACCAGCGACCUCUCCCCCUCUUUCCCUCCCUCCCUCUGGCUCCUAUCUGCUCUCUCUGGUCUCCCUCUCCCCCCACCUUAAUAAACUUUUAUCUCUCAGUGAAA